Ochlerotatus camptorhynchus is the source of this 1122-nucleotide messenger RNA. RefSeq lists its product as uncharacterized. The transcript is spliced from 3 exons. Bases 1 to 1122 code for a protein of 373 amino acids. The record is from RefSeq and is a predicted model, not a curated record. Lineage: Eukaryota; Metazoa; Arthropoda; Insecta; Diptera; Culicidae.
AUGCAGUCCAACGUGCAGCAACUUUGGUCCGUCCCCAGCUGGUUGAGCGAUCGUUUUCUCCAGGAAGUGAUUCGGAAAGCCAAGGGAGAUGGUUCGGUUACGCUGUGCCAUGAUUGCAAAAUUCGACCCGGUGGUAAGGAUGGGGUUCGACAUGCUAGCGACCUCUUCCGAGCCACGGUUCAUUAUCGGUCCAAGAAGUUUCGCCAAGAACAAGCGGUUGAUUUGAUGCUCAAGGUGAAUCGUUCGAGAAACGGUGCGCAAUUUACGACGGAGAUUCAGAUCUAUCGGGAAAUUCUACCGGCAAUGGAACAAGCGCUGAAGAACGUCGGUGAAUCGUUGGAAGCUCCCAAUUACUUCUACUCAUACAGCGAUCCACAAAAUGUGAUCAUCAUGGAGGAUUUGUUCCCAUCCGGCUGGGUUCAAAGGAAUCGUUUGAAUGAUUUUGAUGAUGCUAAAGCAGUUGUUAUCGUUAUUGCCAAAUUCCAUGCUGCAUCAUAUGUUUCGAACGGAAAAGUUCGUAUUUCCAACUUCUACAAUCUGGAUUAUCGCAGAGUGAAACUCAUUAUCAAUAAAUUUAUCGAUUCCUUAAACACUCGACCUGGCUGCAGCCAGAUUGGGGCCAAAUUGCACACGUUAAAGCCCAGGGUGGAAGAGAAGCUGAAACAGAUCUACAGUCCCAGUCGUCAGCACUUCAAUGUCUUGAACCAUGGAGACAUCAACGUGUCCAAUCUUUGGUUCAAGACCCACUCCAACAACAGGGCAGCAAUGAUUGACUUUCAGCGCUGCCACUGGGGCUCACCGGCGAUCGAUUUGUUGAGUCUAAUGGAUUUUGUUCUGGAUCGUGAUCUGAGACGGACCCAUAGCGAUCGAUUGGUUCGAGAGUACUAUCAAUCGUUAACGGCUUAUUUAACGCGAAUGGGACUGCGAGGAUCACCAAUGAGUUUACAAGAUCUAGUACAGGAACUGAAACGUUGUGCAUUUUUGGAAUUUGUUCAUUUUGCAAUGCGGAAGGAUUUGGAGAGCGUUAACCGUGAAGACUACAACAGGAUUGAUACGGGGAAUCUUGAUGUGGAAAUUCAACAAGAGUUGACCGAGAUGUUACGUAGAGGAGUUUUGGAAUAG